AUGCGGAUCCAUAGGCUGGCCGCGGCGGCGGCGCUGCUAGUGCUGCUGCUCGUCGUAGCUGGGGCGGCGGCGGUUGCGGGGGAUGUGGGGCCGGAGGAGAUCGCGGGGAAGGCGAGGGCCAAUGAGGAGGAGGCGGUGCUCGCGACCGAGCUCGGGAAGCUCAGGGCCAAGGUCGCCGCCCUAGAGGCGAGCAUCGUCGCGAUUACCCUGGAGUGCACUGAAACACUGGAAAAGGCUACCGGAGCGAUAUUACAGAACAUUGCUACUCUUCAGAAUGAACAUGGGAAACCUGAUGUCAACAGCUUACUGCAGAAGGCAAAGGAAUGGGCCAAGCCCCACGUGGAAACUGCCAAGACGAAAUGGAUUCCUGUUAUUAAAGAGAAUUGGGCUACAGCAAAGACAAACACGGAACCUUAUGUGCAAAUGGUCCCAGCAAAAUCAGUAGAGGUUUAUCAAGCAUCAAGGGAUGCUAUCUCAGCUCAUGCUCUGAAGGCACAUGAAUUUGCUGAUCCCUAUUUCCAGGAAGCCAAGAAGUUAUCCAAACCUUAUAUUGAUCAAGUUGCUAAGGCCAGUAAACCACAUGUUGAGAAGCUUAAAACCACCCUGAAACCUUACACUGACAAAGCAGGCAGUGCAUAUGAAAAGUUUCUUGGGACAGCUAAUUUAUAUCAACAGCAGAAAGAGCAGGAAAGCGGAGAGGAACCGGUGCAGGGAGUAAAAACUCUUUGAGCAGGUGGCAAAUGAAGUGUUCCGAGGUCCACAUGGUUGGAGAGUUGAUGUUUCCAGGUUUAUGGCUUGAAGUGAUGGAUUAGAUAGAUGUGGGCAACUGAAGUGUAGAUAGUCCUUUUGGCAACAGAAUUAGAUAGUAAAGCUAGCUCUUGUUUUGGGUGUUGUUCUGGUGGUGCAGUAAGUUUCUGCAUUUGGUCGAUGGUGGAAAAUGAUCCCCUGUCCCCUGGGCAUGUCCGGGUGUUGUUUCUUUUGAGGUCCUUUUAACUCUGGGUAGCGUCAGCUUAGCGCCCUUCCCUGCUAGAUAGAACUAGUACUUCCCUGCUAGAUAGAACUAGUUGUUACUUAGUUUUCUUUUCUUUCAGUUCUUGUAGUGAACAACUGUGGUUUCUAUAAUAGAAA
Molecule: messenger RNA, 1128 nt
Organism: Lolium rigidum
Lineage: Eukaryota; Viridiplantae; Streptophyta; Magnoliopsida; Poales; Poaceae
Exons: 6
Coding region: 1-729 (242 amino acids)
Source: RefSeq, a predicted model, not a curated record